This is a messenger RNA of Gigantopelta aegis, 2280 nucleotides long. RefSeq names its product succinyl-CoA:3-ketoacid coenzyme A transferase 1, mitochondrial-like. Gene Ontology annotation, biological process: ketone body catabolic process. Gene Ontology annotation, cellular component: mitochondrion. The transcript has 15 exons. Gene Ontology annotation, molecular function: succinyl-CoA:3-oxo-acid CoA-transferase activity. The record is from RefSeq and is a predicted model, not a curated record. Lineage: Eukaryota; Metazoa; Mollusca; Gastropoda; Neomphalida; Peltospiridae. Bases 178 to 1737 code for a protein of 519 amino acids.
UUUAAUUGUAGGUGUUUUAUAAUUUUUUUGUUUAAAGAUUCAAAUAUAAGUCGCCUAAAAACAGCUAAACUCAGUGACGGAACCGGAACCUACAACAGUACACCCAAACGCGGGUUUACAGCUCGGAAAAUAUCCGAGCACACCCGAACGCAUCAUAACACAAGAUCAGACGGGGAAAUGGCUGCAACCGUUUUCAACAGAAAACUUUUGCAAUAUGCAUUUUGUAGAGUUUCGUUGCAGCAUGUUCGACUUUGUCCGGCAUUUUGCAAGUUCAGUACCAGUUCAAAAAAGAAUAUAAAGUUUUACAAUGAUAUUGAUGAGGCUAUUAAAGACAUACCUAGUGGUGCUAAGGUGCUAAUUGGAGGUUUUGGUUUGUGUGGAAUGCCCGAGAACCUGCUUGCUGGUCUGCUGAGAUCCAAAGUGAAGGAUUUAACCCUAGUGAGCAGCAAUGCUGGAAUUGGUAACUCAGCCCUAGGUCUCUUGAUGGAACACAAACAGGUUAAACGAAUGAUUUCGUCCUAUAUUGGUGAAAAUGACGUAUGUGAGCGGCUGUAUCUGGCUGGUGAACUGGAGAUUGAAUUAACUCCACAGGGAACUUUGGCAGAGAAAAUCCGGGCUGGUGGAUAUGGUGUCCCAGCAUUCUUCACUCCGACUGGUUAUGGAACUCUGGUCCAAAGGGGUGGAGCACCAAUCAAGUACACUGCAGAUGGAAAAAUCGCUAUAGCGAGUAAGCCACGUGAGACUUAUAAAUUUGAUGGGCGUAACUUCAUAAUGGAGAAAGCCAUUACAGGAGAAUUUGCAUUGAUCAAAGCUUGGAAGGCUGACAAAGCAGGCAAUUUAACUUUCAGACGAACGGCAAGGAAUUUCAACCCACCCAUGUGUAAAGCUGCAAAAAUCACCAUUGCAGAAGUCGAUGAAAUCGUCGAGAUCGGGGAUAUACCUGGAGAGGAGGUCCAUGUGCCUCACCUGUUUGUACAGCGUGUUGUUAAGGCACCAAAUGUUAAAAAAAGAAUAGAGAAGUUAACAGUGAGUCACAGAACAGACAAGAAUGUGACAAUUGAUGGUUCUUCAUCAAAGCGGGAGAGAAUCAUCAAACGAGCUGCCCUUGAGUUGAAGGAUGGAAUGUAUGCAAAUCUUGGCAUUGGUAUACCCAUAAUGGCCAGUAACUAUAUCCCUAAAGGGAUCAGUGUUACCCUCCAUAGUGAAAAUGGCAUGUUGGGAUUGGGUCCAUUUCCAGAACCAGGAGAGGAAGAUGCAGAUCUGAUCAAUGCGGGUAAACAAACUGUGACAGCUAUUCCAGGAAGCUCUUACUUUUCUAGUGACGAUUCAUUUGGAAUGGUGAGAGGGGGCCACAUGAAUACCACAAUUCUAGGUGCUAUGCAGGUGUCUCAGUAUGGGGAUAUCGCUAACUACAUGAUUCCUGGUAAGAUGGUGAAAGGAAUGGGAGGUGCCAUGGAUCUUGUCUCGAGCGACAAAACUAAGGUGAUCGUCACCAUGGAACAUGAAACAAAAGCAGGCAAACCGAAAAUUUUGACCAACUGUACUUACCCCUUGACAGGAUCACGCUGUGUGAACAUGAUAAUUACAGAAAAGGGUGUCUUUGAGAUUAACCAUGGAACUGGUUUAACUUUAAUAGAAAUUGCAGAUGAUGUGACCGUGGAGGAAAUUCUAAAAACCACUGGCAGUCCAUUUGCAGUCUCACCAAGCUUGAUUCCAAUGCAACAAGUGCCUGUAUGAAGUCAAACAUUGUAAUCCCAUCUUUGGGAGGAAACCAUUAUUAUUGAGACUUGCUACUAACAAAUGUAUCGCUGUUGCAUAUCAAUGUACAUCAGUGUAUAUUUCAGACAUCUUUUUAAUAAUAUACAAUAUAUAUUGUAAAUAUUUAUUAUAUUUAGUAAUUUAUUAAAAAAAUUUUUUAUUUUUUUGGUCCUAUUUUUAUUAAAUUGUACAUAUUCGGUUAAGUAUUAAGGUUUCAUAUUGCAAUUUGUUUUUGUUUUGGGGUGUGUUUUUGUUGUUGUUGUUGUUGUUAUGUUGUAUUAUAUGUACGUUAUUUUUCUACUUUGAUAUACAUAUAUGUUUUCAGUAUUCAUGAACUGGAACCUGUAUGCAUAUAUUACCAAUACAUGGUUCUAAAUGUCAACCUGGGUUUUGCUAUGUAACUUUUAUACUAUAUUUUGCAAUGUAAUUUUUACAUAUUUAUAUUUUUACAUCAUAUUUAAUAUUUCUACAUUUUAUUAUUAUUAUUUUUUUUUUUAUACAUGUAUUUACAUUAUAUUUCAU